AUGUCGAGCGAGCUCUCCAAUGCACUUAACCCGGACAUCGUCACCACCCGUCGCUCUAGACAAUCUUACUCCUCCCUCCCGCUUCUCGAGCCUCAGGUUUCUCCACAACUUGUUGAACGAGCACGUCCAGCGUUCGUCCCCCACAGGAGCGAACUCGAACUCGCAAUAGCAGAGCCGCCCCCGCGGCCCACGCCAACAUCACUCCCAGAACCGGUACUAGCACCGGAGGAAGCACCAGUACCCCAAACAUGUGUACCAGCGCCCCGUCCUCCAAACGUAGUACAGGAACUGCUUCGCGUUCUUACAGCGACGAAGGAGGCUACGGAAAAUGAACGGAAACGGAGGGUCGCCUGGGAAAGGGAACAAGAAGACCGGUACGUUCGAAGGCAAGCAGAAAUGGAAAAACAGAUGGAUCAAAUGCGACGGGAACUAUUAGAGCUGAAGUCCCUUGUUGGCUCAAUUACGCAGCCAUCUACCCAUGUCGAUUCGACGCGCUCUGCUGUAUCAGCGGAGGGAGGUUAUGGGCCUGUUGAGCACCACGGGCUUUCUGCUUCGAGCGCGGGUACAAGUUCAAUACGGGAAACAAACUCAGAUUCGACUAUGAGCGAGAGCCCGGCUAUACAAAUGCCAAUGACUCCUUUAACACCUGCUUCUGAACCUACACCGCGUUUAGUAUACCAUCGCGAUGUGGAUCCACCCUCGUACCAUGGAGAAUCAAGCUCUCGUGUAUUGGAGCCUCACUCACGUUUACCACUUACCACUCCCUUUCCCAAUAUAGAGGAAAUGAGAGAGCCGACACCGGCACGUACACAAUCUCGCGCAACUGAGGACCACACGUUUGCAUUUGACGAAGAAUCCCCUUCGGAACCUUCAUCUUCUCUGCGCGAACGUAGUCUCUCUCACACGAGCGUACAAAUUCAACGUCCAUUUGCACCCUCUCCUACAUUACGCACACCGCGCGAGUCUCUGCCGAUGUCUCCGCCCACUACAUCGACUAUAUACAACCGAGGGAUCCCACUGCAGUACAGUGAAAGGGAUGGUAAUGAAAGCAGUGACGACGAUAACUCUGAGUCAUUAGUAGGUGAACAUUCACGAAAGCGUGCGAACGGACAUGAUGGGCGCUGUCUGACAAUCCAACACGCCAUGCGGCUGCAUAUCCUUUUGGCUAUGGAAAUUGAGAACGAUAAAGAUCUUCCUGACAGCCAUGCUGAAGAUACACCGUUAUCGGUAGAAGAGCCUAUACGUUUUGUAUGGGAGAAGACAGUCAAGCAAUCCGCGCAUAACGGAGCUAUGAAGAGACGGCUUGUUGCUGAUAUCAUGAGCAGUCGGGGCAUGUACGCAUAUGUCCCGGACAAGGAUUUCACUAAGAAGACGCUGGAUGCCGUUUUCGAUCAGACUUUCACGACGCUGAGGCAGAAGUAUAAAGCCCAAAAGGAUGCCACAGUUGCUUUGCAACGCAAGAAGAGAGACGAUCAAAAGGCCAGAAAAGCUAGAAGGUUCGGUAGAAAGAAGCUGAAGCUAACUAAUCGUACAGAGGCUCGGAAGAAGUUGGAACCAUUUUCUAACGCUGUCUUCGAAAAUGCUCUUCGACACGAAUGCAUGUCUUCCGAGGAAUCCUGCGACGAGGCUGAUACUUCUGAGACUGUGACUGGAGACAAUGGGCGCAAAACGCAAGUGUUGACUAUUCGUGGUCUCCCAUGGCGCAGCCUCAGGCUGCAGAGGUUCUACGCAACGCUCGAUGACCAGGAGCAAGUGGAUAAGAGCACGAAGCUCAAACGUGGGAUUGGUCGAAAAGAACGUCACAUUGGUCCCUACAAGGAGGGUAUUGUUCUACCGCCCUCCGGCGUUGCCAGCUGGAUGAUUAGCAAGAGGUGGACUCGACAUCUGGAGAUGACCCGCCCCGACCUUGCUGCUUUGAUGAGGGCUUUCAUUCUUGACCCUUCUCACUCCAACUGGAUUCUAGUCUCUGGUAUCACUCUCUUUUACCAGUCGUUGUCUUCAAAAUAUAGUUCUCGUGGUCCAAUGCAUCUACCAUUCACACCUAAUCACAUCCAUCUCAUCUCUGAAUGCUAUCCUUCGUCCGCAGCUCUAGUAUCAUCUGGUCCAGAGUACCUUCCCAAUUCACAAGAGCUUUCCCGUUUAACAUACUAUGCUUCCAAUCGGCCCGGGAAAAUUACUAAACUCACAAACGAACUAGAGAGGAAAGUCAAAACGGACUCCCGUAAGGCGCAGGGAAAUACGCGGUGUCGCGCGUCUCUCCUAAUUACCUUGUAUAUCUUCAAGGCUCUGGCGGCUGAGUGUCGCCGUGACAUUUCCCUACUCACAGCAUCACUACUGUCAGCAGUGAGCAUCACCUUGUCUACACUUUCUUCCGACCUCGAAGUUGCAGCGCGAGCAGCCACUGUGUUCACAGCCUGGGCAACGUAUACGGACGGACGACUCAUUGGGGUAGAUAGAGGUGUCACCCAGAACUACGUAUCAUGCCUGCAACAUUUCUCCGGAAUGGGAAAGAAAAAGAUUGAGGAUAGAGAAGUUCGAAAUCGUACGCGGCUCGUUGGACUAGCCACCCUCACAGCUGCUGUGCAUUCAGAAGCGCUUUAUCACUCAUUCACACAUUUUAAACUACAAGUUUCCGCUAUCAUACCUGCACUCUUGACAGUAUUCACUGAAGUCGAGGUCGAUACCUUGAAGAAUGAAGCUGGGGUUAUCAAGGAGGGACCAAAAUUUGCAUUCACGGAUGAGUUUCGCACUAAACCUGCGCUAGAAAGACGGGCCGCUUCUAUUCAUCUUCAUAUCGACGGGGAAAGAGGCCCGUCUUCCAGUGAUGUGGUUAACGCAUCGCUUCAUGCACUAUCCUCUUUACUUGGUCAUUCGACAGCGCCUCAGGUUGGCGUUAUUAUGUCGGCCGCAUUCGAGUUCUUCGAUGACUCCGGUGGAUGGAACAGAGUUGAGCAAUGCCGAUGGUUCGCAGCCAAAGCCUGUCAGUGGACCCAGUACCAGUAUCGCUACGCAGUCCCCACACGUUUGGUCGAGUGUUUGGUGACUGGGCAAGAUGCAUCACAAGCAACCUCUCAGCUCACCACCCUAGCACUCAUGUUGACCACCAUCUUUACUUCACCAAUUCCUUUGAUCAACCUGUCUACUUCCGACCUGAUCUCAAGUCUCAUAUCGGUUGUUUUCCACCGAAUUAACGUCCAUGUUGAUGAUCCUCUACUUGGAACAUUAGUGGAAUGUAUUGCCUCAUUGGGCACUCAUGUCUAUUAUGCGGAUCAAAUCCAGGACCUAGCAGGCGAACUCAUUAGUCGAAUUGUUAUGGUUGAAUCCGGCGGAAUUCCUGGAGGUUCCAAAGGUAAUGCCGACAAGAGUCGCUCACAGGCAAUUCGGUGUCUGUUGGCAAGCCUUUUGGGGCUCAUGCAUGCAGCUGAUCCACACGAUGACGCCAAAGUCGAUUCUAGUACCGACAGGGAUAUCCAUAAUUCUGGUACUAGUCCUGAAUUACCGUCCCCAAAUAAUCCUUCUAUUCAUGAUGUGCAUGUCCGCUCAUCUCGUCGCACCAAAAUCGCUCCGGAAGUAUGGCAAGAUACACUCAUCCUCCUUUGUGAUCGUGACUAUGCCGUGCGAGCGGACUACGCCGCUGUGCUUGUUUCUUACCUACAAUCGGAGGUCUCUAUCCUGGGCAGCCAUACAGAUAAGAUUAUCUCCAAGCACCCUCGAACUCUCGCAGAGGGCCCAACGGAGCAGUCGAAUACUAUCACGGCUAUGAUGCAAGGGGACUCUACGACUCGUUUCCUUCAUGCGCUGCAUGCCUACGUCUAUCUACUGGCAACUUCAUCAAUAGUGGACAUAUAUCCCACGCGUUCGUCAUCCCCGGACCAUGUCUCUGCUGGGGAUAGUUCUACCAUUCAAGGCGGCAGCGUAAAUCUUGAUCCCGAACAGUCAUACGACGCUAGUCGACCACUUCCUGCACGUUCGUGCAAGACAUCUUUCAUCUUGCGUGCAAUGCAGAAGGUCCCUAAGAAACUCUCGCACUCCACACCAAGUAUAACCACACUAUCCGACUAUGGCAAUAUACUUGCUAUCCUUACCGCAGUGCAUGAGCACCUGCCUAUCCGAGGCUUGUUGGUUGGUGUACCCAUGCUCCUCGCCUUGGAUCAUGCAUGUCGCCCAGACGACGCAACCACACCACCCUCAGAGUUGGUGCUUGCCAUUCAGCAUAUACAUGCCAAGACAUGGUCAGAACUUGGAAAGGUUUGGAGUUGUAAUGAGGUGGUUGAACAAGUUCAAGAGGCACUGUCAAAGUCACCAUUAGUGUUGCCGCAGCCGCUAUCUGUACAACCUGGCACUUUCCAUCCCACACAUGAAGCAGUGGCCUUCACCUCAUCUAGUAUGGAUGCGAAUGCUGUGCUGGAGCUCCAGACAGCCAAGUUGUGCACUUGCCUAGCAUCUCACCAGAAUGUAAGGGAUACGGUUGGAUUAAACCAGGAUGCAUUGAUCCGCCGUAUGACUGCUCCUUGGACUGCGGAUUCUGCUUUCCGAGAAUCUAUAGAGUCGAACCAGAACUACGAAUCUCUCCAUCGAGAUGGCCUCUCGCCCCUGAUUAAAGUAGCCCCAGCCUUGAUGCAGAUCGAAAACAUCUCCCUUCAGAGUCUCCCAAGGUCAACGAGAGGCGUGGGGGUCACUGAUCUGAGAGAAGCUUUGGAAGGUCGUAGCAGUAUCUCCAAUCCAAAUCUCGCAAACAAGGCGCCGUCAAUAUCAACGCUUGAUCAUGCUUCCACUCUUGCGUAUCCUGAUAUCCACCACGGGUUGGCCCCUACGAGGUCCAAGCCGCAGAGGAGCAAGCUUGCGGGUCCGGGGGAAGUCCGCGAUGUGCUCAACAAGCUGGGUAUUGGGAAACCAAAUGGUUCCUCACACCUCAAAUCUUCCUUCCCUGGUCUACAGAAACCCGAACAACGGAUGCCCUCUCUGACGCCGCCAUACAAAGCGUAG
Fibroporia radiculosa is the source of this 4986-nucleotide messenger RNA. RefSeq lists its product as uncharacterized. Lineage: Eukaryota; Fungi; Basidiomycota; Agaricomycetes; Polyporales; Fibroporiaceae. The coding region runs from base 1 to 4986 and encodes 1661 amino acids. The record is from RefSeq and is a predicted model, not a curated record. The transcript is spliced from 12 exons. Gene Ontology annotation, biological process: protein localization to plasma membrane.